Messenger RNA from Asparagus officinalis (garden asparagus), 1305 nucleotides. RefSeq names its product pentatricopeptide repeat-containing protein At5g39710-like. Gene Ontology annotation, molecular function: protein binding. NCBI's taxonomy places the organism in Eukaryota, Viridiplantae, Streptophyta, Magnoliopsida, Asparagales, Asparagaceae. The coding region runs from base 1 to 1305 and encodes 434 amino acids. The record is from RefSeq and is a predicted model, not a curated record. The transcript is spliced from 4 exons.
AUGGAAAGGCUCUUCACGGCCAAAUUCUUCGACGAUGACACAGAAGUAUCUAUGGCCACUUUGCUAGUUGUAAAGCAGAGGAAGACAGAGUCUCAAAAGUGCCCUCUCAAGAAGAUGAAGAUGUGGGAUUGUGUCAUGAUAAACAAUGAUACUUCUAAGAAGGAUGUGAAGCAAAAAUUUACUGUAAUGAAGCAAUGCGCCGAGAUGCCAAUGAUCCAACGCCAUUCUGCUUUGGUGGGAAGCAUGGAUUCUACAUGCAUGAUGGAUUCAACUUCAGUUGAAUGUGUCUCCAUAAUUCGGCCUCAAUUGGAAUUUUCACGCCGGAACCUCCUUCGAAGAGUUCACAAGUACUCCUUUGCUGCUCUUUCGACAAUUCUAGAUGACCCGUUGGUCGAUUCCAUAGAAAAAACUAGCAAAACUUCACAGGUUAACCAGUUCAGCUCUUGCACUAUGAGAAGCCCGACCAUUUUCCCCUACGUUGCUGUCUCUGUGAAAACUUUGAAUCGGGAUAUUUUCCGUGAGGUGAAAUUUACAAAUGCGAUGGAAAUAUAUGGCCUUUCUCAUGCAUUAGAGUCAUUCUCCAUGCUGGUUAGGAUUUUCUCGCUGGUGAAAAUGCGUGGAGAAGUUAGGCAUUUGCUUCUUGAUGUGAUGGUUUUUGACAAUGGAUUGUUUUCUGAAGUUGUGAGAUUUUCUAGUGGUUUGAUUACGCCGUUGAAAGCCUAUGGAGAUCUGAUAAAAGCUCUCGUGGACAAUUCAAUGAUUGAGAAUGCGCUAGAAUUUAAUUUGGAGGCUAUGGGAAUUGGGCUAGAAAUGGGCGUCCCUCUGUGCAAUUCUUUGCUCGAGUGUUUCGUCGAGAAAAAUAAUGUUAGGGUUGUCAGGAGUUUGUUUGAGUAUAUGAAGGUGCUGAGGCCAUCACCAAACAUUUACACUACUAUGAUGAACUUGUACAUUAAAGGCAAUACACUGGAUGUAGAAGAAGCUAACAAGAUUCUUGUAGAGAUGGAAAAUCAUGGUGUCAGGCCUAAUGCACAUAAAGAACUUGAGUAUGAUAACUACUAUUAUAAUGCUGUCAUUCUUGAUUUCUACCGUAAAGGGGAGUUGAACAAAGCAUUUACAGGAUUGGAUGAGAUGAAGAAGUGUGGCUUAUCACCUGAUGUUCAUAGCUAUAGCAUCUUCAUCGAUGGGUUUUGUAAGGAGGGCAAUGUUUCUGAAACUUGGAAUCUCUUUGAGGAAAUGCAUAGAAGAGAAUUAAUGCCUAAUGUGAUCACGUAUACCUCUCUAUUGUGUGGAUUCUGUUCAGCAUGA